This is a messenger RNA of Marchantia polymorpha subsp. ruderalis, 988 nucleotides long. NCBI's taxonomy places the organism in Eukaryota, Viridiplantae, Streptophyta, Marchantiopsida, Marchantiales, Marchantiaceae. The record is from the annotation of a GenBank genome assembly.
AAAAACGAGAUCGGGCUGUCGGAUCUCUCCAAGUAAUAGCAAUUCGCAGGCUUGCUUGACUCUGGAUUGGUUGAAAUAAGUAUUCGACAAUCGAAUGCUCGAUCGGCGAGCAGAGUUUUACCCUUGUCUGGGACAAAAGUUCUGCCUGCACGAAGAUAUCGAAGCGAAGGACGACGGAGUAAAGUGUAGAUUUUGAAUGGAGCGAAAUUUGCUGCAGUUUGUGUCCAUGGCGAGAAAGGUGUUUGACAAGGCGCCUGUUCUUCAUCAACAAGGCAGACGCGAGUUCCACUACUCGAAUGAUUACAUUCAUGCCCCGACGAUGUACAAUAUCACCGCCAUCAAAAAUCGCAAGUUGAAAUUUGGAGUGGCGGUCUUCGGAGGCGUGGCGGUUGGGAUCAUUGUCCCCAUGUAUGCAUACUGCCUUCAACAAAAUAGGGCCAAGGGGCCACAACCCGAACCCGAAGAGGAACCCGAAGAGGAUUGAUGAGCUGCGGAAGUCAUCCGACGCGACGGCUGUGUACAACGGCGGGCAUGGGUCGGUCUGGAUAGCCCUAAUUUAUAUCGACAAUAACUGCUGAAAUUAGAGGCAUUGAAGUCCCGAGUGUCGAAUUUUCCUGUGUUCUAAAGUCGUGACGGGGCAAAUAAGGAUUUCUUCCUCUCCCAUUAUCACGCAGCUGCACGGUGUAUGAGUCGUGCGUCCAGAAUUCAGAGCCCGCGUAGCAUCGCAGUCCCGAACGCUAGAGACGACCCAAGUAUGCAACUGCCAAAAGAUUCCUGGCAUACGAUACAAAUCGUUCAAUUCCAGCACACAGUUCAUGGAAAGAUAAUUGGUCGAUUCGAUUGCUACUACUGAAUGUUGGCUUAUGGUCUGACGUCAAUCUUCACCUUCACGUCAAUCUUCCUGCAUACGACGUAGUCUUGCGUUCUGCUCCAUCGAGAGUCCACAGAUCGCUUCCUCAAUGUACGCACUGCCAGAGCCUCGUCUGUC